ACUGCAGACUGCAUCGCGCCAACCCUUGAUGUGUUUCUUCCAUCCAGCUCGUUCCUACUAUUAAAAAUAUUUUUUUUUGAAGGGGGAAAAAAAAAGACCCGCACUUUAUUCGCUUCAAAUGUUCACCACUUUUAUUCCUCGCCAAGCCUUUCCUUUCUAGAUGACGAGGACCGGGAGGCAGGGCCAUUGGAAGGAGAUGCUGAAUAGGAAGAAAAGAGAGGCACUUGACGGUCCAGCCUUGUGAAUGCAGAGACUGUUUCCCUUCUAGCGAGAGACAGGGAGAGUGUGUGUGCGAGGGCUGGGAGGUGGCUCCCCCUUCCUUUCCAUUCCGCCCCCUACCCCUCCCCCCUGAAGCUGCACAUCCAACCAUGAGUUGCCUGUUGAUUUCCUUUCGCCCGAGAAGCCACGCAAACUGGAAUUAAACUGCAGCGAGAGAAGUCCCUGCUCGCCGGGAGAGAAUGGGAUGGUAGCGGCGGCUCCCGGCUUCUCGCAGAGAAAUCAGAGUGUGUGUCGUCCGAACGGAGGCGGAGAUACCUCGAUACACCCCUCCCUCCCCCCCACCCUCCCCGUAGACUUAACACCGCAAACGCGGAUCAGGCUGUGGCUUUCCGGACCUUGGGGGAGAGCCUUUUCGGAGGAAGAGAGGGAGGAGCUUGGCGGAGGGAGGAAACUACAAAUCGGGACACUAGUUCUUUGCACUGCAUUUCCUCCCCUCCCUUUGGCUGCUCGGAAAGGAGAGAGAGAGAAAAAAAUACGCUUGGCUGGGAGAUGCAGUCCGCCGCCGCCGCCUCAGCCAGAAAUGCAAGAUUAGAUCUCUAAAUGCAGUAAAAACACGGCCGGAAAACAGACCCGCCGGAGAAGCAAGCAGACAUUUCACAGCGCCCCGGGAAAGCUUCAGAAUAUAUCUGACUCGCUCUUCACUGCUCCCCAGCCCCAUUCAUUUCAUCACCGGAGGCGACCAGAAACAAGUAAGGAUUUCACUUUCCCAUCUGCCUGGAGACACACCUCCCCGCUCCCUCCCCCACCAAUUGGAAGAGUAUUCCGGAGGCUCCCGGCGGGAGUGGAUUUGCAGCGUCCCAGCGGGAGCCAGGAAAACCUACGCAUUCUAGGCUCAUCAUCUCCUCCCCACCCCAGACUCGAUUUACACUGUAUCCCCGGCACCGUCGCUAAGUUUGAGUCGCCGCAAGUUCGGGCGGCAGAGACAAAGCCGCGGGCUUGCCCCAGCCGCGGGGAGCCGCCGCCUGGCUCCGCGCUCCUGCAGCAUCGCCGCGCCUCUGCUUCUCGCCCAGUGCGGAUGCUGUAGAUCAACAGGUUCGGGAACUUGAGCGGAAUCAGGAGGGCCCGCCGGGUCCCGCAGCCCGGCAGCGGGGGGAAGGAAGGACCCACAGACUUGUGGCUGGCUCGGCGCGCAUGCUGCGCGGGGGCUCCAGGCUGACGCGCACCCAUUCGCUCUCCCCUCCGGUCCGGUUGUCACUGCCUCCACCCCACCGGUCUGGGAUGUACCUUUCCAUCUGUUGCUGUUUUCUGCUCUGGGCCCCUGCCCUGACGCUCAAAAACCUGAACUACUCCGUGCCGGAGGAGCAGGGGGCCGGCACGGUGAUUGGCAACAUCGGCAAAGAUGCGCGGCUGCAGCCGGGGAUUCCGCCCGCGGAGCGCGGCGGCGGCGGCGGGCGCAGCAAGUCCGGUAGCUACCGGGUGCUGGAGAACUCGGCGCCGCACCUGCUGGACGUGGACGCGGACAGCGGGCUGCUCUAUACUAAGCAGCGCAUCGACCGCGAGUCCCUGUGCCGCCACAACGCCAAGUGCCAGCUGUCCCUCGAGGUGUUCGCCAACGACAAGGAGAUCUGCAUGAUCAAGGUGGAGAUCCAGGACAUCAACGACAAUGCGCCCUCCUUCCCUUCCGACCAGAUCGAGAUGGACAUCUCGGAGAACGCGGCCCCCGGCACCCGCUUCCCCCUCACCAGCGCGCACGACCCCGACGCGGGCGAGAACGGGCUCCGCACCUAUCUGCUCACCCGCGACGACCACGGCCUCUUCGCGCUGGACGUCAAGUCUCGUGGCGACGGCACCAAGUUCCCAGAGCUGGUCAUCCAGAAGGCGCUGGACCGCGAGCAGCAGAACCACCACACGCUCGUGCUGACCGCCCUGGAUGGCGGGGAGCCGCCGCGCUCCGCCACUGUGCAGAUCAACGUGAAGGUGAUCGACUCCAACGACAACAGCCCCGUCUUCGAGGCGCCCUCCUACCUGGUGGAACUGCCGGAGAACUCCCCGAUGGGCACCGUGGUCAUCGAUCUGAAUGCCACGGACGCCGACGAAGGCCCCAAUGGCGAAGUGCUCUACUCCUUCAGCAGCUACGUGCCCGACCGCGUGCGGGAGCUCUUCUCCAUCGACCCCAAGACCGGCCUGAUCCGUGUCAAAGGCAACCUGGACUAUGAGGAGAACGGCAUGCUGGAGAUCGACGUGCAGGCUCGGGACCUGGGUCCCAACCCCAUCCCGGCCCACUGCAAGGUCACUGUCAAGCUCAUCGACCGCAACGACAACGCGCCGUCCAUCGGUUUCGUCUCCGUGCGCCAGGGGGCGCUGAGUGAGGCCGCCCCUCCAGGCACCGUCAUCGCCCUCGUGCGGGUCACUGACCGCGACUCGGGCAAGAACGGGCAGCUGCAGUGCCGGGUCCUGGGCGGAGGUGGGGCGGCCGGCGGCCUGGGCGGGUCGGGAGGAUCGGUGCCCUUCAAGCUGGAGGAGAACUACGAUAACUUCUAUACGGUCGUGACUGACCGCCCGCUGGACCGGGAGACACAGGACGAGUACAACGUGACCAUCGUGGCGCGGGACGGGGGCUCCCCUCCCCUCAAUUCCACCAAGUCGUUCGCCGUCAAGAUUCUGGAUGAGAAUGACAACCCACCUCGUUUCACCAAGGGACUCUACGUGCUGCAGGUGCAUGAGAACAACAUCCCAGGAGAGUACCUGGGCUCCGUGCUCGCCCAGGACCCCGACCUGGGCCAAAACGGCACGGUGUCCUACUCCAUCCUGCCCUCGCACAUCGGCGACGUGUCCAUCUACACCUAUGUGUCCGUGAACCCCACCAACGGGGCCAUCUACGCCCUGCGCUCCUUUAACUACGAGCAGACCAAGGCUUUUGAGUUCAAGGUGCUGGCUAAGGACUCCGGGGCGCCCGCGCACCUGGAGAGCAAUGCCACCGUGAGAGUGACAGUGCUGGACGUGAAUGACAACGCGCCGGUGAUCGUGCUGCCCACGUUGCAGAACGACACCGCCGAGCUGCAGGUGCCGCGCAACGCCGGCCUGGGCUACCUGGUGAGCACCGUGCGCGCCCUGGACAGCGACUUCGGCGAGAGCGGGCGCCUCACCUACGAGAUCGUGGACGGUAACGAUGACCACCUGUUUGAAAUAGAUCCGUCCAGCGGCGAGAUCCGCACGCUGCACCCCUUCUGGGAGGACGUGACUCCCGUCGUGGAGCUCGUCGUGAAGGUGACUGACCACGGCAAGCCCACCCUGUCCGCCGUGGCCAAGCUCAUCAUCCGCUCGGUGAGCGGCUCCUUGCCCGAGGGGGUGCCCCGGGUGAACGGGGAGCAGCAUCAUUGGGACAUGUCGCUGCCGCUCAUCGUGACUCUGAGCACUAUCUCUAUCAUCCUCCUCGCGGCCAUGAUCACCAUCGCUGUCAAGUGCAAGCGAGAGAACAAGGAGAUCCGCACUUACAACUGCCGCAUCGCGGAGUACAGCCACCCGCAGCUGGGCGGGGGCAAGGGCAAGAAGAAGAAGAUCAACAAAAACGAUAUCAUGCUGGUGCAGAGCGAAGUGGAGGAGAGGAACGCCAUGAACGUCAUGAACGUGGUGAGCAGCCCCUCCCUGGCCACCUCCCCCAUGUACUUCGACUACCAGACCCGCCUGCCCCUCAGCUCGCCCCGGUCGGAGGUGAUGUAUCUCAAACCGGCCUCCAACAACCUGACUGUUCCUCAGGGGCACGCGGGCUGCCACACCAGCUUCACCGGACAAGGGACUAAUGCGAGCGAGACCCCAGCCACUCGGAUGUCCAUAAUUCAGACAGACAAUUUUCCCGCAGAGCCCAAUUACAUGGGCAGCAGGCAGCAGUUUGUUCAAAGUAGCUCCACGUUUAAGGACCCAGAAAGAGCCAGCCUGAGAGACAGUGGGCACGGGGACAGUGAUCAGGCUGACAGUGACCAAGACACUAACAAAGGCUCCUGCUGUGACAUGUCUGUUAGGGAGGCACUCAAGAUGAAAACUACUUCAACUAAAAGCCAACCACUUGAACAAGCAUUCCCGACUUUGCUUUCCUUUGCUAUCCUCACCCUACACACCAUCACAAGUAGACUUCAGUCUGUUGAUCUGCUUCCUACAGAACCAGAAGAGUGCAUUAAUUGCACAGAUGAAUGCCGAGUGCUUGGUCAUUCUGACAGGUGUUGGAUGCCACAGUUCCCUGCAGCCAAUCAGGCUGAAAACGCAGAUUACCGCACAAAUCUCUUUGUACCCACAGUUGAAGCUAAUGUUGAGACUGAGACUUACGAAACUGUGAAUCCCACUGGGAAAAAGACCUUUUGUACAUUUGGAAAAGACAAGCGAGAGCACACUAUUCUCAUUGCCAAUGUUAAACCUUAUUUAAAAGCCAAACGUGCCCUGAGCCCUCUCCUCCAAGAGGUCCCCUCAGCAUCAAGCAGCCCCACCAAGGCAUGCAUGGAGCCUUGCACCUCAACGAAAGGCUCUCAGGAUGGUUGCGAAGCGAAACCAGGAGCCCUGGCCGAAGCAAGCAGCCAGUAUUUGCCCACUGACAGUCAGUAUCUGUCGCCCAGUAAGCAACCAAGAGACCCUCCCUUCAUGGCUUCCGAUCAGAUGGCAAGGGUCUUCGCCGAUGUCCACUCCAGAGCCAGCCGGGAUUCCAGCGAGAUGGGGGCCGUUCUCGAGCAGCUUGACCACCCCAACAGGGAUCUGGGCAGAGAGUCGGUGGAUGCGGAGGAAGUCGUGAGAGAAAUUGAUAAGCUUUUGCAAGACUGUCGGGGAAAUGACCCUGUGGCUGUGAGAAAGUGAGAGGAGGAACACAAACAACAAAAAAGCAUUGGCAUUUUCUGAUCUCUUCUGUUGAUGUAAAAAUGAUCCCUCCUGGUGACAACCUGGUUUAGGGGGAUGAAGAGACCAAUGCUGCUUUAAGGCUUUCCGUGAACAUCUGAAGUGCCCACAAGUAUGUCCUUUUCACUGCUAUUUUUUUUUUCAGAGAUAACAAUGGUUGUGUUUUGACCAAACUUAUAUUAGGACAGAAUUGAUGAUGCUCAAAGAGGAAAGAAAAACAGAAGAAAAAGGAGGAUGAGGAGGCAAGAUACCUUUUGACCAUCUGUUAGGAGGUAUGCGUGGGAGAAGUGAAGUGUUCUUGAUCACUGUAAGACUGUCCUCCGUGACUUAUGCUGACUCCACUGUUUACCUAUAAACCCCAUACAAAGCAGGGUCAUAAUGUGUGCUCUGUGGUGGAUUUUUAGCAGUCAUCACAGGCUUCUACUGAAAGUCCCGCAAAGACCUUGCAGUAGUCCAAGCUACACCAAACAUGAAUACAUAUUUGUGGUAAGCAUUUCUGUAUAAAGUUACCUGCCACACAUAUCAACACAAAGAACAUUCCAUAUCAUUAGUUGAAAAAAAAAUUUAAAAAUACUUGGUCAUUUGUAAGACACCUCAUGUCGUAUAAAAGUUAAGUGUAAAAAGAUAUAGUCCAUUUUUGUCCUGCACACACACAGACUAAUUCACUUCACUAAAAGAGGAGAAAAUUUGACGUUUUGAAAUUUCUCUUUAGCAUUUUAGUGUCCAACAAAUAUAUAAAUAAUGAUAGAUCUAUUUUUAAUUUGACCUAGAAAGAUUCUGAAAAAAAUAGUUACCAUUGAAUAAUACUAUUCAGAGAAAAUUAACAUGAUUAAUGUGUUUUACUUAUUUGUGGACACUAAAAUAGCUUAGGAAAGGGAAAAUGUCUUAGACAUACACAAAUCACAUGAUCAUUUAUAUGUGCAAAUGUAAGAAGAUUCAAUGUGUUUACAUCAAAUGACAUAUUUUUAUUGAUUUAUUGCAGAUUCAGUGCAUAUGAGCCAAAUUGUUGAGUGUAUAAGAGCUAUAUUGUGUAUUUUAUUAAAUUAAUAUAUAGUUGUGUUGCAAAAAUAUUUGGGCUUAUAUUGUAAAUGGCAAGUGUUGCCUCAGUAGCUGUCGAACUCUAUGAGUUUUGUUUUUUCCUGCUUCCUUUUCCCCAUGGAGUGUGGGAAGCAGUGCCUCAGAGCAAAGUCUCUUGUUUAAUGUAUAGUCUACCAAGUACUACAGUACAUAAUCUGUUCAAAAUGUGUUUGAGUGAGCCGAUGGAGCUAUCUGAAAGGUCAAAAAAUACAUCUGUCAGUCAUGGUUAUGUGCAAGUCCUUGUAGAAGCUUUUAUUAAAGUCAUGCUAAAUCACAAGAAUGGCAUUUGUACCAAUACCUGAAAUUUCUUCAUGUUUUCUCAAUAACAUACAGUUUCUGCCUCUGUAGAUAUCAUACUGUUGAUUGGUUUUAAAAGUAUCUUAUGUGGUUCAAGAUGUGUGUUCCCAUUGAUUUCAAAACCAUGAAAAAUGCUUUAAUGCAUGUGUGAUACCAGCCCUGGUUAUUUGCAUUGUGUAGUGUUUUUCAACAGGCCUGGGUCUUAACAGAAUGUUUUCCAUUUUUCUCAAUGUGCUUCUGCCUCUUUUUAUUGGUGUCCUUUGAGAAAAAUACACCUCCUAUUCCUUCA
Molecule: messenger RNA, 6760 nt
Organism: Myotis brandtii (Brandt's bat)
Lineage: Eukaryota; Metazoa; Chordata; Mammalia; Chiroptera; Vespertilionidae
Gene: PCDH17
Product: protocadherin 17
Exons: 5
Coding region: 1411-5058 (1215 amino acids)
Biological process (GO): homophilic cell-cell adhesion
Cellular component (GO): plasma membrane
Molecular function (GO): calcium ion binding
Source: RefSeq, a predicted model, not a curated record